This is a messenger RNA of Ictalurus punctatus (channel catfish), 3427 nucleotides long. RefSeq names its product acetoacetyl-CoA synthetase (gene aacs). The transcript has 19 exons. NCBI's taxonomy places the organism in Eukaryota, Metazoa, Chordata, Actinopteri, Siluriformes, Ictaluridae. Gene Ontology annotation, biological process: positive regulation of insulin secretion; lipid metabolic process. Bases 429 to 2450 code for a protein of 673 amino acids. Gene Ontology annotation, molecular function: acetoacetate-CoA ligase activity. The record is from RefSeq and is a predicted model, not a curated record. Gene Ontology annotation, cellular component: cytosol.
AUAGCCAAUCAGAUUCGAGUAUGCAAAUUAAUACGCGCCUCACACCGUGGAGGAGUUGGUGAUGAUGCUGUCGAGGGGUUAAUGGAUUUAAAUGUUAUAUAAUCGCUUCAUGUUAGUUGUCCUGAGUCUUUUAUUGUACUAAAACAUAUGGUAGAGGAACAGGAACUACUUUCUGUUUCGGAAAGAUAUCAAGCUUUCAGGACGCGCGUUCCGUGCAUGACGUGUUCGUGGGCGGAGCUUUCAACGGCAGGCGGAUGAAUUGACUGGGCAGCGUCCUUGCGUCACACGUCAGUGGGCGGAGCCUUCUUCCUGGUUGCCUUUUAGACAGUUUGAAGCAGCUCUUACAGGUCACUUCAUUCAGACGCGUGCGCGAGUGUAUGUUUGUGUGUGUGUGUGUGUGUGUGUGUUUUAUUCUGUAAAUCAGCGCGAUGUCUAAAGACACGAAGGCGAAAGGAGAGGAGAUUAUGGAGUCCAGAGUGCUGUGGUACCCGGACUCGAAGAAGAACACGCAGAUGGACCGGUUUAGAGCUCAGGUGGACCGGGACUACGGGCUUAACCUCGUGAAUUAUAACGAUCUGUAUCAGUGGUCAGUGGAAAAUUACGCCGAUUUCUGGGCAGAAGUUUGGAGGUUCUGCGGCAUCACCAGCUCAAAGAUGUACGAGGAGGUGGUGGACGUGUCUAAGAGGAUCUCGGAUGUUCCUGAGUGGUUCAGAGGCAGCAGAUUAAACUACGCUGAGAACCUUCUCAAACACACAGAUCAGGAGAAGGUGGCACUGUAUGCUGCAGCUGAAGGAAGAGAAGAAAUCGUAAAGGUGACGUUUGCAGAACUGAGGCGUGAAGUCGCUCGCUUUGCUGCCUCGAUGAGGAAGAUGGGCAUUAAAGCAGGAGACAGAGUCGUAGGUUAUCUUCCUAACGGUGUUGAUGCAGUAGAGGCGAUGUUGGCUGCAGCGAGUAUCGGAGCCAUUUGGAGUUCCACGUCUCCGGACUUCGGGGUUAAUGGGGUGUUAGACAGGUUCUCUCAGAUCCAGCCGAAGUUGAUCUUCUCAGUAGCUGCAGUGGUGUAUAACGGCAAACAACACGACCACAUGGACAAGCUGCAGAGAGUCGUUAAAGGUCUUCCUGAUCUGAAGAAGGUUGUUGUCGUUCCUUAUGUUCGCUCCAAAGGAGAGACAGACCUGUCCAAGAUUCCUAACAGUGUGUUUCUGGAUGAGUUUUUGGACACAGGGAUGGAGGGAGAUCAGGAUCCUCAGUUGGAGUUUGAGCAGCUUCCCUUUUCUCAUCCUCUGUUCAUCAUGUACUCCUCCGGCACCACGGGGGCACCCAAGUGCAUGGUGCACUCCGCAGGGGGAACUCUGAUUCAGCACCUGAAGGAACAUGUUCUCCAUGGCAACAUGACGAGCAGUGAUGUCAUCAUUUACUACACUACAACUGGGUGGAUGAUGUGGAACUGGUUGGUGUCGUCUCUGGCUGUCGGAGCGUCGGUGGUUCUGUAUGACGGUUCUCCUCUGGUUCCGACGCCUGAUGUUCUGUGGAACCUGGUGGACCAGCUUGGAAUCACUAUAUUCGGUACAGGAGCAAAAUGGCUGUCUGUCCUGGAGGAGAAAAACCUGAAACCAGCUGAGACACACAGUCUGCAGAGCUUACACACCAUCCUGUCGACCGGCUCGCCGUUAAAGCCGCAGAGUUACGAGUACGUUUACCACUGCAUCAAACACAACGUCCUGCUCGCCUCCAUCUCAGGCGGGACAGACAUCAUCUCAUGCUUCAUGGGGCAGAACUUGACUGUUCCUGUGUACAGAGGCGAGAUCCAGGCGAGGAACCUGGGCAUGGCUGUGGAGGCCUGGAGUCCUGAAGGUAAAGCGGUGUGGGGUGAGAGUGGUGAGUUGGUGUGCUUGAAGCCGAUCCCGUGUCAGCCCACUCACUUCUGGAACGACGAUAAUGGCAACAAAUACCACAAAGCAUAUUUCUCCACCUUCCCAGGAGUGUGGGCUCAUGGUGAUUACUGCAAGAUCAACCCAAAGACAGGAGGAAUUGUGAUGCUGGGGAGAAGUGAUGGGACGCUGAACCCUAACGGCGUUCGCUUCGGGAGCUCAGAAAUCUACAACAUCGUAGAGGCAUUUGAGGAGGUGUGUGACAGUGUGUGUGUUCCUCAGUAUAACUCUGAUGGAGAGGAGCGAGUCAUUCUCUUUCUUAAACUGGUGCCGAAUCACACGUUCAGCUCCGAGCUGCUGACAAAAAUACGCAGCGCCAUCAGAGUGUCUCUGUCUGCUCGCCAUGUCCCCUCCAUCAUCCUGCAGACUGCAGACAUCCCGUACACAAUCAGUGGGAAGAAGGUGGAGGUGGCUGUGAAGCAGGUGAUUGCAGGGAAGGAGGUGAGUCAGCGUGGUGCUUUCUCCAACCCCGACUCUCUGGACCUCUACAAGAACAUACCUGAGCUGCAGAACUUCUAACCAACCUGCUGCUGGAGCUUCAACACCUGCUGUAGCCCUUGAACACCAUGUGGAAUCCCGAUGAACUCCAGGUCUACUGAAGACCUGAGGAACUUCAGAUGAGCGUUUCCAUCUUCUGAUACGAGUUUAAGAACUGUUAGGAGAUAAAAACCCUGCAGGCUCGACAUCUCAGUAACCUCUGACCCGACCCGACCUGACCCGCCCCCCUGCAGUGGUGGGAACGUGGCAGCACAGAGUCAUCAGGAGUCACAUGACCAUGAGUGACCUUCAGAAGCCUGACAACAAAACCAAUAGUUUUACGACGUCUGUUAGUUAAACUCUCGCUGAAGUUAACAUUGAGAGUGGGACAGAUUUAUUACAGCUGAGUGCUAACCACGCCCCUUAUGACCCCACCCCUUAUCAUAACUCUGCCCCUAUACUUAACAGUAAAGUUUAACACUACAGUUGGAGCUGCAGAAAUUCUCACUGUUACUAUUUUUUACUAAUUAAUGAGCUGUAAAAUAUUGUAAUUAAGAUCAAACUAACCCCACCCCAUAACUCUAACCCCUCCCAUAAUUAUAGCCCUCCAAAAUUACAACCCCACCCCCUAACUCUAACUAGGGUCAUUAUCCCACCCCUCGGCUGCUCAGCUCUUUGCUGAAAAUGUAAAUAAUGAAUUUAAAUGAAUUUAAUUAUUUAAACAGAAAAUUGUGUUAAAAAACCCCCAAACAUUUCAUAUCCAAUCCCUAAAACAGGUUUUACCCACAAUCCCCUGGGUGAGGUAUAGCGUUUAAUCACGCACUUUCCUCACAGUCCAUGAUAAGAUCUCGGUAUAUUUUAUGACGGAUUUGGAUAAUAAGUGGAGAAAUGUUAAUAAUCCGUUUAGUUUCUGUAACCGUGUUGUAUUUAAAGUUGAUGUAAAUGUCUUUAAUGUACAACAGAUCAUUUUAUUGCAGUGUUCCCCGUUAACAUGAAUAUAUUUAUAACUCGAAUCCUGA